Messenger RNA from Pocillopora meandrina, 12089 nucleotides. The record is from the annotation of a GenBank genome assembly. Lineage: Eukaryota; Metazoa; Cnidaria; Anthozoa; Scleractinia; Pocilloporidae.
AUGGCGUCUGGGACACGGGGAGAUUGCGGUGUCGCAAACAUGAUGUUGUCGCCAAAGCAAUCAGUGGGAAGGUAGAGGAAAAAAAUCUUCUCAGUUUAAACGGACUAGAGGCCUCAUGGCUUAACACAAAAAUACACUCAGGAAUUUAUGGGGAAAUAAAUCGAUUUUGGGAAGGAAAAUGUAACAAACGCCGAACGGUUUUGAAUAUGUGUCAUUCAGUCCAUAUGUUAACGAAAAAAAGAAAACCAUUUGACGUGUCGACCAAAAAGUGAAAGGAAAUCUUAAUUUCUGUGGUGAUACUGAGUUCUGUCAAAACCUCAGACUCGAAUUUCAGAUUGUGGCUCAGAAAAUCGAUCUCAGAUUGUUUACUCACUGAUUCCCGAUCUCCUCUCCUAAAUUUAUUCUACCGCAGAUGACUUCCAGGUGUGUCUCUCAAUGUCAAGAAUAGAAUGACACUUCACUGUCUGUUGCUCACAGGCAGAUAUUUUGGACUCACACGCGGACUCCUAAGAUGGCGGUGGACAAUGGUUACAAUGAUUGUUUUGUACUCUUUUAACUUGCUUCAUCCUUUGGUUCAAGACGACAUGGUGAUUUCUACUGGAGGGUCUGUUUGUGAUAUGUUUGGGAAUCAUAAGAUUCAGUUGCGUCUAGUAGUAGCCAUUUUACCGCACAUCCGAAAAAUCAGAGGGAUCUUAUUAUCCAUUGAAAAUUUUUUGGGAUAUUUAAGAAUUAUUAUUAUCAUCAUUAUUAUUUAUUUAAAAUAAAUUGAACAAGAACUUGUUUGAUCCCAAUGAAUUUAUCAUUAAGCUAUAAAAGGUUGAAUCAAGUUAGUCGAUCGAAAUAAAAAGAAUAAGGGGGUAAGUUUCUAAGGAAACUGCGGUGCUGCGUCUGUGGGAGAGUAUAACAGGGUAAUUUGGUGUUAACAACUAAGUUGAGAACGUAAAUUAGUCACCGUAAAGAGUUUAAAGGCUGACGUUUCGAGCGUUAGCCCUUCGUCAGAGCGAUUGACGAAGGGCCUACGUCUGCUAACGUCAAAUGUCAGCGCUCUGACGAAGGGCUAACACUCGAAACGUCAGCCUUUAAACUCUUUACGGCGGCUAAUUUACGAAGUGAAAAGAACCACCUUAAGGAAUACAUUAGCUUUCCUAUUCAGACUACACUUCACAGUCGGUGACGGGAACACCGCAUAAAUAUCAGUAUCUGAGCAACUGCGCACCUACCCCUCCCCUGACCCAACAUUAAUCCUAACAUGUUACUAGUUGACCGUUGUUAGGUUAGGGGAGGGGUAAGAGCGUAGUUGCUCAGAUACUGACGUUGAUCUGGAACCUCUAUCCUCUCUCUCUGAACACUUUGAUCAGCGAUUACACGAUAAUGACAUUGAUUUUGAUGAUGAAUGUAAAUCAGUAUUUUUACCUCUCUUAUUGCUAUUGCAGAGAUUUUGAAGAAAAAGCCCUUUCCCCCAAAACUGUCAUGCUUAAGCAGAAGAAGAGGACAAAGCCUCAACUUUAUGAAAGGAGACAACAUGAGGUGACUAAUUUGUUGAGCCCGCAUGUCGUGGAGAGCGGUUCCCUAUCCCUUCGUGGCUGGUGGAUGUCACAUGUCAAGUGGGAAGUCAUAGACUUGAAACGAAAGUCAAGACCUGAUGUCAAACAGGCAAGUCUGCAUUCAUUCUCUUCAUACGACCACCACCAAUUUGCAUAUUUCCUGAUCGUUUAAAGAGCAAUGACGUCACAGACAAAAUGGCGAUUGUUGUGCGACCUCGUUCCCAAGGUCUUCGGGGAACGGUGGCUAGUUUUGGUAAUCAACUCAUUUGAUAACACUAAAUUACCCUGUUAUACCGUUGACCCGGCACUGCAGUUUCUUUAAAAACUUACCCCCAUUAUUCAUAGGGAACGAGGUUGGUUGUUGCAACCUCGAAAAUUUUUCUCAGGAAAACGGAGACCAAAAUUUAUUCUUUACAAACGAUUUGCUUUAUUCAGCAUGUUAUAACUGGAACAAAGGACUGUUUGACACAGUCUACUACCAGGAUGAAAACUGCCUUUAUCUGUGUUCUACACUCAAAUAUCAGUUCUUGUUCAUACCGACGUAGUAAGGGACCUAAAUAUUUUCAAGGUAUUUUGGCCUGAUGAAGGUCUAACGAUACAUACCAAAAUAAUUACUUCACGCUUUGUAAAUCUUUCUUCCGUAUAUUUUGUCUCGUUGAUUUAACAUAACGAACUCACUCAUACUAUUCCUAGAAAUGCCGCUUCGGCAAUUUUCCAUACUAUCAACCUUUCCACAUCGAAAAUCUGUGCGACACCCCUAGUUUUCUUUUUGCAUAUCGAUAGCCCUUGAUGACACAUUUUAUACUUGCAUAGUCAUUGGCGGGAAAAUCAAGAUCCUAAUUGCCAGGUACCGUCCUAAUCAGCAAUAAAGAGAGCUGUGAAAGAAAAGGUAUUAAUUUUCUCUUAAAGGUGUUCAGUGUUCCUUGUCAAAUACACAGGAUCGUGGAGACGUACCAAUAUCUCUCUGUAAGUUUUUCUUUCUUAGUCAUAUUAUUGCUUACAGGGAUAAAAAAGAAAUCAAAGGAACAGAUAAAAAAACAAAAAAGGAACUCUGCAAGCAUAUAGAGAUAUAAAUAACUGGACGAAAAAGAAACUAUUCUCCUGCUGUGACUGAGUCUAAAAAGUUGAAAAUAAAGUAGGAGUAGAAACGGUUUUUUCCUUCCCCCCCCCCCUCAUAGUAGGGAGACAAGCCUUGUAUCCCUACUAUUUAUGAAAGUGAGGGGGGGGGGGGCCCGGUAAUUCGAGGGGGCACCUAUUUCUAGGGAUUGGGCGCUUAUUUGUAUCAGUGCGUGGGUGCUUAUUCGUGGAAAUACGAUAUCGACUUGGGCACAUAACAAGAUUUAACACCAAGUAUAUAGAAUAUAAAUACAAUCACCUUUUCAGAGUUUUUGUUUAUGAGGGAAAAUAGGGGUGGGGGGGUAGGGGUAGGGGGUAGGGGGUAGGGGGCUUAUAAUACAGGGGAGUUCAUAAUUGGAGUAUGCAUUUUAUUUUCCCUGGGGUGAAGUACUUUACAUGGAAGAACUGUAUCGUAUAUAUCAAAUGAUUUCAACCUAAAAGCAACAUUUGAAUUCCUAAUUUGCACCGGACUAUCCGACAUACCGCUGUUUAAUUGGUUGGAGUUUUCAGUUGUAACUCUCAAAUGCCAUUCCUUAGUUAAACAGCAGUAUUCCAAUCAAAGGAAUCAAGUUCCAAGUGACGUCAGCUUCUUGGAAGAUGGAGAGGCCUAAAGAUGGUUUUUUGGGGGUCAGUUACUUAUUCUAUUUAUGUUUUUUAAGAUGUUGGUAGAAAAAACUGCUAUGGGAUUUUCACGGGAGUUUGUGAUAAUUUUGACCGGCUGACUAUGAGUGAAAAUGUUUUCAAACAAACUAGAAGGCACGAGGAAGCAAGCUCUGAUUCUAUCAACACAGAUCGGAUAUUUUUCGAGUGUCCUGCUAGUCUAUGGUUGCAUUAUCAGGGGGAGAGAGAUGGUCACUGGGAUUGUUUCGUCUUUACAAGAUUAACACAGUAUUUUUGUUUGAAUGGGAAUCUAAGAGUAUCUCAGUUUCUUGUUUCACAGAGCUACAAACCAUUCUAUGGUGCACGAGUAUUUGUGGUAUUAUCAAGUGGAAAACGAAAACUGUUAAGGUGAGUGGUUGGCUAAAAUAUGCCGAAAAUAAAAUCACUGUGUUACAAUUCAACAAUGAGAUUAUUGUCAAUUCAUCCCUUGAAAUCCAAUUCGUAGGUUGGAUUUUCAACCAGUAUCCGGAAGAGUGGCGAGUAAGAAAGUGGAAUUUGUAAGUACAACAUAAAUGUCUCGAGCGAUUUUCAGUUAAGCGUCAAAAGUUAUCCGAGAUUGACAUGGUUUUGGCUUAUUCUGCUCUGUGAUUGGUCCAGAAAACUCGUGCCACUCUCUCAACCAAUCAGAUACAAAACUCUCUCUGGUUUCUUGCUCAAUAAUUAAUCAGAAGUGGCUAAGCUACCUCAUAGAAGUGACGUUUCAGUUUAACGCAAAGAGAUAGAGUAUGUUGCCCGGCAACUUCCCAUAGAAUGAAAGGCGUAACCGAUUCCCUGUCAAACUCAGAAAGGAAAGACUAAUUUAAAGAUUUGUGAUUACAGAUUGCUCCUAAACGAGAUCGAAUAAGCAGUGUGACCGUUAUGUUGGGUUGCUUUGGUUACAAAGGGUAUGUAACCUUCACUGAUCUUGCUGUAAAACCUCUUUACGGUGAGUACGGCGAAAUACCGUAUCGUUAUUAACUUGUCUGAAACCAGGAUUCUUGCAACGACAAGAUCGCAUAUCGCGACUUCACUUAAAGUAUUUAAAAUCUACUCAGUACUACUCUGAUUUACCAAAAAAAAAAAAAACCGAGUUUUCCUGAAACCGCGUUUAGACCCCCCUCCCUCCUGUCAUCGAAUAUUCUUGAAUGCGCUUCUGCAAAGGCAAUGUGUUUGAAUAGUUGGAGUGCUUGGCCAGUAAACGCUUAAACUGCUGCUCUCGUGAUUUAUUCCUUCAUCCUGCUCCUCACUGCAUUUAUUUUAUUUGGAAUAAUUGUUUUAUUCUUUAUUUACACUGUCCCUGGAAAGCCACACUGGGCAAGUAGCCACUUAAUUUUACAUCAUCAUUACCACUAUGAUUAUUAUCUUAUCAUUAACACUAUUAUCAAAUUCACAAAUUCAAGAAAUAAAUUAUUAAACCUAUCUUGUUUCUUCUUAAAAUAAAGAUUCCAAACCGUUAAAAAACCAUAGUACUGAUCCCAACAAGCUCAUAGAGCCUUGUCCUGCACCAACCAAAAGACCAAGUGAGAAAAAAUCAGACCUUCUCACGGAGACACUUUACUCAGCGAUGUCGCCUAACGUAAGUAAGCUAGACGAACUAGGAGCCAUUUUAAAGACCCUCGCUUUCAAAGUGAGGAUAAAGUCAUAACCAACGCCUCGCUUUCGUCCUCGUCUUGAAACAGAGGCUUUGGGGCAUCUCGGAAAUGGUCUCUUGGAGAGGGAUUCUAGGACCUUUGAAAAUUUUUUUAGAAGAGAAAUGAGUCAGGAUCAACUAUCAGUUUAUCUCUAAUAUUUUUCCUGAUCAUGUUCCAGAUCUGCAAAUUAUCGCCCUGAGCACUAAAGAAGAUAACUUCCUUAAACAUCUCUUAGAUUCCCUCAAAAUCUGUUUACUCGAAAAAUAUUGUGCCUAUUACUCUGUUGUUUGACCUUCUUCUCAAACCGUGAGACUCAAAUCUACCCGUCAUUUUCGGUGUUAAAUUGGAAAUGUGGGAAUGAACCUAGAUAUAAAACCUCCAUAAGUCUGGACGAAAAGUCCGUUUAAAACCGAAUUAAACUUGAUGAUAUUUUUUUUUUUUAUGGUCCCUUGAAAUGGUGCAAAAUUCGUUGUGACGGCUGUUUUUCUUUCCUUUCUUAGGACUCAGACGCAAUCACACUUGUGACUCAGCUAACAUUUAACAGAAUUAGUAUUUUGAAGAGAAAUUUACGACUUUGGAAUGGUAGGGUUGGGUAGAUAACAAAUCUAAUGUCUUUGAAUAUGUAUCGUGGUUAAAUUACCGUAUUUGACGCUACACAAAUCAUUCUUUACAGUCGACUUUUAAGCGUCAAAAAUUAAAAAAUAGAUUCCAUGUUGCCGUGGGUCUAUUUAGUGUUAUACAAUAAGCUCAGUUAUGCACGCAUUCUGAUUGGUUCUUACUUAUGAUCUAUUGGAGGACAGACGUAUAGAUGACGUCAUCAUUAGACUUUUUUCCGUAUAUUUUAAUUCUUUAUUAUAUAAAACAAAUAGAUUCCAAGUUGCCGUGCGUCUGUUCAGUAAUAGAUCACAGAUGACAUCAAUUACACACUCGGCUGCGCCUCGUGUGCCACUUUUUUGUUCUUACCACAUUUUGAUGUCAUCUGUGAUCUAUUACUGAACAGACGCACGGCAACUUGAAAUCUAUUUGUUAAAUAGAUGACAGAUGUCACAGUGUGGUAAGAGCUAAAAAGGGAUUCAUGAGGUGCAGCUGAGUGUGCCCCUUUGUUCCUCUUAUAGAUCCUCUUAUUUCUCCCUAGGUUCCUCUCAUAGGUCCUUUUGUUCCUCUUAUAGGUCCUUUUGUUUCUCUUAUAGGUCCUUUUGUUCCUCUUAUAGGUCCUUUUGUUCCUCUUAUAGGUCCUUUUGUUCCUCUUAUAGGUCCUUUUGUUCCUCUUAUAGGUCCUUUUGUUCCUCUUAUAGGUCCUCUUAUUUCUCCUUGGGUUCCUCUCAUAGGUCCUUUUGUUCCUCCUAUAGGUCCGCUUUCGGUGGCAAUAUACGUACUCCUGGAAGACGACGACGACCUUAAAAACAAAAAGUAAGAUGAAUUGGUUCGUAAACGCAUCAACGAAUUUUCAGAUCAUAUUGGCGAAAUUCGGCCCAGUUUUCCACGAGUUCAACACGUUUUGGUCUCUAUGCUUUGAUUUUAAAUACAGACAAGAGAGUUUCUAAUCUCUUGAAUCAGACAGUUCACAAUACCAGUGGCCCCGACUAGUGUGCUCUAGGAGGCAACCUUCAACACUGAAACGAAGAGAAAUUUGUUUUUUGUUGUGUCACCUGACUCCUUCGACAAUUUUGAUGAGUUUUCUCAUAGUUUGAAAGAAAAAAAAGAAACAAAGAAACAAAGUUCAUCGCUAUUUACUUUAUUUCAAAUGAGUUUUCUUUCAGGAGAGAGGUUCGAAUGCGAUUACCUACUCACAUAUUCAGCAAGUUUUCCACUGUGUCCGUUGAAAUAAUAUACGGGAACGAGGUAAGUCGCAUAUGCAUUAUUUACAGAAGUCGUUUAAUCGACUUUCUAUAUCUCACAAUUGAUUACGCCUUAAUGUUCGUAGAGCGAGUUCCAUUUCUGUACGCAUUGCAGACCUAGAAUUCUUAGAUCAUUUAAUAUCAUGGAAAAUGUUCUGUCAUUGGUGUAAAAACUUCGGAUUGCUUUCCAUCAAUCAGAUAACGACCUGAAUGUCCUGAUCACGUGUUUCUCCUUUCACUUCUCUUUUGUUCAAUAGCUCAGUUUCUGUUUUCGAUCCCUCGGAAUAAAAACCUGGUACAUUUUCAGACAAUAUAUCGACCCUCGAAAAUUAACUGUAAGUUUACAUUAGAGUUAAACGUAAUUACCCUUCUCCUUACAUUGUCUGAUUCUCUUUUUUCAAAUUUAUUAAACAGGUGGGCCCGCUGUACCCAAUCAACAGACUAAGAAACAUUGCAAUAAAGUGAGUGAACACAAUAAAUUCAGUCUAAAUUACCCGUAUUGAUUCAAAAACUAUUACAUAUACCUCUUCCUCUUUUCUCCGUCGACCAGAAAUGUCAAAACCCGGCAUGUUUUUCUCAUUGAUGUGGAUUUUGCUCCUUCGCCAGACCUAGAAUUCAUGGCAAGGUAAGGUUGUCGAUAUUUUGAUUGAGUUAUCAACCAACGCAUAAGCAAGGAAUAGAAAACUUUUCACACUGCACACUUAGCCCUCCCCUGUCCCAACAGUAGUCAACUGAUAACAUGUUAGGCUAAAGGAUGGGUUAGGGGAGGGGUAGGUGCGCAGUUGGUCAGAUACUGCUAUUGACUCAUCGAAUGUGGUUUGGUACUUUUUCAUGACACUAUUUUUCUCUUCGUUUAUCCAGAAAUCAAAUCUUUGAUUACGAUAAAACCAGAAACAGUACAGAUAAGAGGGUCGCGUUUGUGGUCCCAGCAUUUGAUGGAGCCAGACACGUGGUUAGUAUUCGUUUGUUUGCAUGUGAAUUUCAUUAAGUGAUUUAAAUAAAUUGUAAACAUUUAGGUUUGAAAGAUUAGGCCGUCCUCAUCCUCCUCCGAGACUGUUUUGGACGGCCUCUUUUUCUGGAACCCUGCAGGUUCCAUUCGAGGGCAGUACGAGUAAUUUUAUUCCCAGAAGUUUGAAAGAUCUAUCCUUUUCAGUUUUUAGCAGAUUUACUUUCGUUUCGCAAUUAUUUUAGAACUCUAAGGAUCUUCCAGAAACAAAGGAGGAACUUGUGAACACGGUGAAAAGAAAGAAGAGACUAGCGCCAUUUAGUAUCCUUUGUAGUUUGCUCAAAGCCGUUAUGCAUUGCAUGCAUGUGCCGGGAAAGUCCACCUGUUCAUUGCCAUCACUCUGGUUUUGUUUUAUUUUUUUCACUCGCGGUUCACAAUCUUCGUGCAUCCUCACAGACAUAAUUGAUUAGGAUCCCGAUUUUAUUGAUCAAAACACUUCCCACCCAUAAAGGGGGCGGGGAAACAUUGUAUGCUGAUUGGUUAAAACAGAUUCCCGCCACUAAGAUUGCGCGUCGUGAUGAGGUGAUUUUCAAAAGAAAAAUUAUCCUCAUUGCGUUUACAUUUCAGUUGGGCAAAUUUAAACAUUUUAGUUUCAACCCUUUAUAGUUCUAGAUACAUCUGCCCGCUUCCAAACUGAUCUCCAUGUUUAUUAAAGUUUUCAUUUCAGUUUAUAAGUUUUUUUCAUCCUUUUGGAAUUCUUAAGUGAGUGAGAUUAUGGAAACGUUAAGAUUUUUCGCCGUCUAAAUCCUUGACAGCAGAAGGGAAAAUCGAGUCUCCCCUAUCGCACAGUUCUACUAACUACAGCCGGUGGUAUCACAGCAAUGAGUCGUACGAAGUGAAGAAUUAUCAGGACAAAUACGAGCCUUAUUUAAUUCUGAGGUGUGGUAUCAUAUUUUAUCAUAUAAACUACAGUGUUAUACAAGGAUUUCCAGCACUGAGAAAAGCCGUAACAACACACAUGAUAAACUACGACAUUUUUUCACGUGUGUUUGAUAUAGCCAAUCAGCUGCUGACACGUCACUCGCCUUUCGCGCCACUCGGUCAGGUUGAUAUAUGAACGGCAAAGCCUUCACGAUUCUCAAUACAAGGUAGUUUGUCGGAACUUUCUCGGAUCAUGGCGGCUGAAACACUGAAAAAUUCGUAUCGCUCACAGACGGUGACGUUCAAACUUUCCUAGAAGGGGAAGAAAACCAAUAUACGAAAAGAAAAAGCGAAAGUUGCGUGCUCAGUGGCUUUGGUAAUGGUAUUCCUCGCAGCUGAGAGCAAAAUCGACAAUUGGAAGUUUUGCCACAGGCCGAUUUUGGCCGUGUACCUGAAAGACUUCUUCUGUCGGUAUGGCAAAGUCAAUAAAUAAGAAUUUCGUAAAUUGAAAAUUACGCCCAUUGUUGUUUUUGUAAUCAUGGUUCAACCCAUUUUUCAGUCUUGAGCCUUAGCGCCAACGCACUGUACGAUUGUCGAUUCUUUUAUUUUCAUUCAUUAAUGAAGUCGGAUUUUCUGGCACUAAAGGCUACUGUGUUUCUAUGAUAAACAAAAUAAUAUACGGUUGCUUGUAGAUAUGGAAUUUCUCAUCUCGUGUUCAACUCGACAUCUCACUCGUUCGCUGCGCUCACCAGUGAGCUAAGAGUUGAAAACUCGAAGAGAAAUCCUACAUCUACGUGCGCCCACGUAGAGCGCUUUUCAGUUGUAAAACCAAAAGCAAAGUUUGGGUGGAGGUUAGGUGUUUCCAAAUAGGGGGUCACGGUUACGAAUUUCUGCCUGCCUUGAGUGAAAUGGCCUAUACCUUGUAGGUAAGUGGGUCUUAUGUAAAAACAAACAAGCUUCGUAAAGCGCGCGAAAACGCUAGUGACCAAGCGCGAUUGGUUUUAGUUUGGUAUCUGAUUGGUUGGGAAGGUGGCGCGAAUUUUCUGGCCCAAUCAAAGAGUGAACGAAAGCGAAACAGAUGCAAUCCCGACUGCAUUAGACUCUCAAUUAAAACUUGCACAAUUAGGAAAAGUUUGCGUGAACCCGGCAGUUGGUCUUCGGUUUAACAAAAGAGUUUCUCCUGACGUGUUCAUUAGAGCCGUAAGUUUUUAUCCAUCGUGGAUGAUCGUGAAUGCAAAGAUUCUUUAAAAGAGAUAGCAUGAAGGGACGCAAAUCGUCUGCACUGUAAGUACAUAUCAAGCUCUGUAGGUGAUUUAAUCUCAUUUUAAUCCCAUCCGAUCUCACAAUUUGCGAAAACUUCAUUAUUCUUGUGAAAAAUGAUAGCCGUCUUAUUGAAACUUGAUGACAAGUAUAAGCCGGCUUUAAAAACAGUGCAAAAGCAACAGGAUUAUGAUAGUUAUACAUUUUCUUAGACUAAAAGUCUAAGAAAAUGUCUGGCGCGAUUUACAGUAGAGACGAUUUGCGUCCCCUCAUGUUCCAGGCGUUCCAGGCGAUCAGUUAGUAAAACGGCGCGAUGGUUGCGGCGGGGCGACCCGACCCAACUCUCUGGCUUUCUCACUCCGCUGCCACUAUCGCGCCGUUUUUUAUUUCGCUCCGCUUAAUUAACCAAACGCUUGGGGGGGCAAUUAAAAGUCUAGUGCCACCAGUUCUAUUACGAUGCAAGAAGCCUGAAAAUUGGUCAAAAGUCUUUGAAAAACAAUAACUGCACAUGUGAGAUAUGAAACUCCAUACUCGGCUGGAAGAACUUAUUCAGUUAUUUUAUCUUACUAACCUCGUCUGAAAUAUCUGCGUUGCAGACUGACUCCCGAACUGCCCCUAUAUGACGAAAGGUUCAAAGGUUACGGGAUGAACAAGAUAUCUCACGUAAUGGAAUUGUCACUGCUAGGGCAAGUUAGCUGAGCCUCGAUUUCAUUAGCUUCAAUUUGAUGAUUUCUUGAAUGUAUUUAGAGAAAGUAUGAAAAAUCCUGGGAAGGGGGGGGAGUGGCCUUAUCACCCAAUCCCCCACUCCCGUCUUAAUCCACCUGUGCCACGCUCAAACAUCUUUUUUCGACUCACUGGAAAACAUGUAUUUCUCCAUUACUUUAAGGUAUAACUUCGUGGUGUUACCAAACGUUUGGAUUGUCCAUCGCUACCACGCCCUGUCACCCCUUUCAUUCGCCCAUUUGACGGUGAGUUUAUCGGGAUGAAGAAUAAAUACGUUCUGCCAUCUAGUUCCAUCUGAUUGUAUGAAAAAUCGAAUGUGAAUCAUUUCGCUCUCCUCUUGCUCUAACGAUUUUCAUUCAAGGAUAGUCUUCUCUUUACGAGGUCACUAGCGGUCAACGCCCAUUUACAAACAUAUCACACCUUACAACAAAACACACUGAGCCCCUGUUUUAUUUCCUUUUAAAUCUUUAGGAUCCAGAUAGCAGAUUUAUAAACCGACUUCAACGUUUUGAGUUCAUCAGCGAUCUCUACAGAAAGCACAGGAUAGGAGAGUGCAAAAAUAGAUAAGGGCUUCCGCUAAAUCAGAGACAACGGAUAAAAUCUCAGUCAUCCGUUUUCUUAUCUGGGUAGAAUAUAGAAAGACACUCACCACAUCAUUGACGAAGACUUCGAAGGAAGGCGAAUAACGUGGAAAGUUCAUUCAAAGCGAGAAAGGGGCCCUCAUUUGAAGGACAACAUUCCUUGCAAAGACAAAUACGCAGGAUGAAACGGGCCUUGAAGUUUGCCGGAAUUUUUCGUGAUACGACGAAUGAAUUACAGUAAAACAAUGAUUGACCGCCGGCCGGAUACAUUAAACCUUUUGAUACAUUAUUUAAGUAAGGAUUAGGCAGUUGGAAGGUUAUGCAAAUCAAGCCACGAACGAAAACGUUUCAUUUAGACACGACUUUAAUUCCAGUCCUGAAACACUGAGAAAAAAAAAAAAAGAAGAAAAAAAGGCUCUUCAGAGAACACCUUAGACUGUAACGACGAAGUUUUCCAGCUUGAUAGCACGUGAGACAGCGACAUAUAUUUUAUUCUAUAAAUGUACCCUUACUUUCAGCAUAGCCCUAAUUUACUACAAGGUAUUUUCUAAAGAAACUAUGGUGCUGGGUCGGUGGGGAGGGGGGGGUUCCUAAGCUGACGUUUCAAGCAUUAGCCCUUCGUCAGAGCGAAUGAAAGAAGAAAAAGCACAGACCGCAUAUUUGCGAGUUAAAAAGGAGAGGAACCUUCUCGUCCCCUGAUUUAAAGUUAAAAAUGUCGAGUCGGAAAAUGGAACUAGUGUGUGGCGGAUUACUUCGCGGUAUGCUUUCUUAUAACGUGGGGCAAAAAAAGAAAACAACAAAAGUAUAAAAUAUGUCUGAGAGAGGACGAAAUACAGUUAUUCAGCGACUCUGAGCAGAAACCUAGUGAGGAGUUAAAAAUAAUGGCAGAG